GAUAGGACAUGGGAGUAGGAAACAGCAUUAGUUUGUUUGUUUUGGUUGAGGUGCUCGUUUGGUGUAGAGCUGGCCGGGAGGUGUUUUUGCGAAGUAAAUUUCAGUGUUUAAGUUUGGACGCUCGACAACAAGCAUAAUCCACAACCAUGGGAGUUCGUGGUCUCACAAGCUACAUCGCUCGCAAUGCAGAGCGAUACCUCGAACCUUACGAGCUGCACGACUGUGAUUUAGUCAUUGAUGGCGACAAUUUAUCCUGUAACCUCUUCAAAGAUGUCUCGGGAUGCAAUGCAGCAUUUGGUGGUGACUACGAUGCCUUCUACCGUUCAGUCGUGAACUUCUUCCAUCUACUUAGCGAGUGCAACAUCCGCCCCUUCGUCCUUUUAGAUGGUGGCUACGAAGCGAAAAAGCUUAAAUCUGUCGAACAAAGGCUUCGUUCAAAAAUUGGAUUGGUCAAACAUUUGAACCCGACACAGAGCAAACCGCUAUUCCCUCUUAUGAUGCGCGAAGUUUUCGUAGAUGCCCUAAGAGAUUGCGGAGUAAGUGUUAUGCGAUGUAUAUUUGAGGCUGACGACGAGCUUGCAGUUUUAGCAAGGAAGUUGAACUGUCCAGUUUUGAGUUAUGAUUCAGAUUUUUAUAUCCAUAAUGUGAAGUAUAUUCCGUUGGUGACGCUCACAUUGAAAGUCCACACCAAGAACACAAUGGACCAACAAAAUGCCAGGAAACUCCGCCAAUGUGAAGCAAAAAAUAUUGCAAAACGUACACAACUCAAACCUGAGGAAUCUGAAACGAAGCUAUCGAAGAAAGGUAAACACAAAACUGUAAAAUAUUUAGACUGCUGCAUCUACACCAUAAAAAACUUGGCUGGACAGUACCUGAAAAUGGAAAUGUUACCACUUUUCGCGGCCCUUCUAGGCAAUGACUACAUUGAACGAAGAGCAUUCAAAAAAUUCUACACGCAACUUGGAUUCCGAGGGAGGAACAAUACAGUCGCGAAACAGCAGAAGCGUAUUAAAGCUAUUUUGAAAUGGUUACGCCACGAAACUAAAGAAUCAGCCAUUGAAAAAAUACUGACACGAGUGCCGAAGGAACAACGACCUAGACUUCAGCAGCGACUCGAAAGUGCAACUUCAGGAUAUUCAUGCGAGACCAGCGAAGCCUUUGACUUCUUCGAGCUGAACGAAGAAGAAUUCGGAGGAGAAGGAGAGGAGGGGAGUGAUGAGGACUUUGAGGAAGUUUGCUCCAGCACCGAUGAAGAAGGAGACGAGGAAGAAAUCGAUGAGAAUGAAGAUCCGGAGGUGGGGUCAGGCGAAGAGACUGAGGAAGAAGAGAUUUCGGAAGGGGAGGAAGAGGAAGCUAACAAUGAUAACGAAGAGGACGACAAUGCGGGAUCAGAUUCUGAUGGAGAAAAUGAUGACGCUACUUCUAUAGAGGAACACUUAGGAGAAGUCGAUCCUUCCAGCCUUCCAACUGUUAUCCCGGAAUGGCUGAAACAACGAAUUUUCAAUGCAGAGCUACCUCGUUAUUUCAGUGAUUUGAUCCACCUGCGGAUAUACAUAAACAAUCCUCAAGUGGAAAACUUCCUGUUCGAAGAUUGCAACGAAAUUGCGUUGAAAAUAUUGCAAUAUAUUUUCACAAUAGUUAAUCAACCUGCAACCCCUGAACUACGAUACUUAACACGAGUUGUCCGACUUACAAAAGUCCACUACAGAAUAUUACAGCCUUUAGAAAUGCAGUUCACUUACGAUCCUGAUGUUGUAGAUAUUGAGAAUUUCAAAGCAAUCUUCCUAGAUUUUGGAGACCAUGAGGAGAUAUUUGAACAUAUCAAAAAGCUACCAAACCAUCUGCAGCUUUACUUCUUAAUGAUUUCGUACUGGGCCAGGAGCACAAAACGGUCUACGCAUAUCCAUUUGCACUCACUUAUCAUUUCCUUGCUUGUCCUCGGAAUUAUUGACUCUAAAGUUGAACCCAUUCGGGAUUUAAAACGAUUCCAAAAGAGAUUCGGGAAAAUUGCAACAAAAGCAAGGAAAGCAAAAGCAGCGAGUACUGAAGUGUCUGUCGAGACAGAAAAGAAGGAAAGCGAUCAAACUGAAACAAAUGACGCAAAACAGACCGUAAACUCUGAAAAGAAGAUUCGUCCCAUUCCAGAUAGAAUCAAGUUUAUCCCAAAAUCAGAUUGUAUUCUAGUCAUGGAGUCACUUUUGAAAUAUUUCCACCUCAACGAGUGCUUCCAAAGGCGUCACAACGACUUCUCAAGCACAAUCCUGCAUGGCUUCUCAGAGUUCCAGUCAGUAUUUUAUCACUUAAGUGCUCUGAAUGCUGUUUUCAAUUAUCCUUUCGAACCUGUUCGAAUUUCACAAUGUUUUAAUGGAAUGUUUCUAUACAAUAUCUAUGCGAGUCUGAAGAAUCGUCCUGACAUUCAAUAUUACGUCCUACAUUACAUACUUAAUGAAUCAGAGACCAUGGCAGAGUUUUAUACGUAUCUAGUUGAAUGGUGUUCAGAUAUUAUGCCGCUGUUGGAGAAAAACGAUACAAACAAAUCAUCAAUUAAUAAAAAGUUAGCAAAACAGAAGAAGAAAAUUCCAUUAACAGAUAUUGUGCAGAAUGUCAAUUUGAUGAGGGACGGUGACGAUAUGAUUGCUCCUGAAAGUAACAGUGAUGAAAGCGAAUAUAAUGAUUUGAAUAAUAAGUUCUGUAUGUUGUUAAAAGUAAGGUAGCAAAAUAUAUCUAGGAAACGAAACUAG
Messenger RNA from Hermetia illucens (black soldier fly), 2741 nucleotides. It is a transcript of the gene ast, whose product is annotated as protein asteroid. Lineage: Eukaryota; Metazoa; Arthropoda; Insecta; Diptera; Stratiomyidae. The transcript is spliced from 2 exons. The record is from RefSeq and is a predicted model, not a curated record. The coding region runs from base 147 to 2714 and encodes 855 amino acids.